Messenger RNA from Suillus clintonianus, 1319 nucleotides. RefSeq lists its product as uncharacterized. NCBI's taxonomy places the organism in Eukaryota, Fungi, Basidiomycota, Agaricomycetes, Boletales, Suillaceae. Gene Ontology annotation, cellular component: nuclear pore outer ring. The coding region runs from base 154 to 1296 and encodes 380 amino acids. Gene Ontology annotation, molecular function: protein binding. The transcript has 6 exons. The record is from RefSeq and is a predicted model, not a curated record.
GGCAACCCAGGUGCAUCUGACCAUAUGUGUUUCGUGCCACUGUUUUGUUGAUCACCGCACAAAACUUCUUUACAUACGCUCAACAUACGCUUCGUUUCCAGCUGUACUGUAAACCCUGGCAUAUAACAGAUCCACUUCACCGCGCGUUUGAACAUGGACAGCGAAGUAGUGAGAAUCAAUCAUGGAUCAGACGUGUUUGUUGUCCGCGCAUGUUCCAAUGAUGACGGGGCGGACUUGUUGGCUAUCGCAGGCGAGCAUUCAGUGGAAGUCUUCUGUGUAAGCCCACUCAUCAAUGACAGGAUAGCGUCUUUUCAUAUUGGAAGACGCAUAACAGCUCUAGCGUGGUCGCCUCGAUCCAUUUCACCUAGUUCAAGUGAUGACUGGAUUAUCGAAAUUACUGCUGCCGCCUCAGACUUCAGCCUUCACCUGCUAACAAAGUCCUCAACAUCUUCCGAGAACAUGUUCGCGUUUGGCGGUGGUCUCAGCGGACAUCACGGCAGAGUCAAUGACAUGUGCUUUUGUGGCGGACGUGAUCAAGACAAUGCGAGAUAUGUCGCAACCGUGGCAGAUGACAAAAUGCUGAUGGUUUGGGAUCUACACCCGGCGCUGGACAUUUCUUCCGGAAUUCCUUCUCCAGAGAGGUCAAUGGGUACUGACGCGUCGUCGUCACCUCAUCCUCGCCCUCAGCCAACUGCAUAUGUUAUUUCGUUUCCCCAUCCCCUCGUUACUGUGAACUGCCACCAAUUCAGCAGCAAAGAAUUUCUGGUAUCAGACUGCCGAGGUUCUAUCUUCUUGACAGACUGGAGGUCUGAUCCGGAGCAAAGCGAGCAGGGGAGCUGGAGGCACUCUAGUGUUAUUGAGCUCGUUGAACCACACGCUUUGUCCAAGUCAUUUAUGGGCAUUUCAUCACAGUGGACAGGAUUUGCAGCUUGGCGUCAAGAUAACAUUGAUAUCGUAGGGGCAACUUACGGCUCCCGCUUUUCCAUAUGGGACUUGUCUAAGCCUCAGGGUGGAAAACCUUUACAAACUGGUAUCAGUUUUCCUGAAGGCGGUCACCAAUUCCGAUGGUGCCCAACGAAUCCGGAUUAUUUCGCUGUUGCGUCCCAGUGCCCAACCAAAGGAGCUAUCAUUCACGUUCAUGACAUGAAUUAUGUUCAUGCACAACCUCACGUUAUCAACAUCGCUCCCCGCCCUCAUCGCGUCAGGGAUUUUGAUUUUAUGGCUAGGAAGGAUAACCCAGCGCUUGCGGUUGCAUAUGGUGUAGAAGUCAUUGUUUUCCCCAUCGGCGUUGAGUGACAUUUUAAUGGAGAAUCAAUUAC